UGAUAUAUUGGGCUACAUCAUACAGCUUUUUCCGGUUCAGAUCUCUUCAGUCAUACCCCUUCCUGUCUGUCACUAUGGCAGAGGAUGAUGUAGGAAAGAUGGCAGUGCAGGGUUUAGGUCGCUCUUUACCGCUGGUAGUGGUUCUCGGAGCUACCGGUACGGGGAAGUCUAAACUGGCGGUGCAACUUGGGCGGACGCUUGGAGGGGAAAUAAUCAGCGCGGACUCCAUGCAGGUAUACAAGGGACUGGACAUUAUCACUAAUAAGGUCAGUUCAGAUGAGCAGAAACUGUGUACACACCACAUGAUCAGUUUUGUGGAUCCUUUGGUUAACAGUUACACAGUUGUAGACUUUCGAAACAAAGCCGUGGCUCUGAUUGAAGAUAUUUUCUCAAGAAGCAAGAUUCCAAUUGUUGUGGGAGGAACAAAUUACUACAUUGAGUCUUUGCUUUGGAAAGUUUUAUUGAAUACGGCAAAAACAGAUGGAAUAAAAAGUUCUGUAACCAGCAAUGAAAAUACACAGACGGAAGUUGAUAGGAAAAAAGAACUGGAGAAAUUAGACAGCCAUGAACUCCACUUGCGUCUUAAGGAUGUGGACCCAGAGAUGGCAUCAAAGCUACAUCCAAAUGACAAACGUAAAAUUGCCAGGAGCCUACAGGUGUUUGAAGAAUCUGGCAUCCCACACACUGAACAUUUGAAGCGCCAGCAAGAAGAAAAAGGAGGGGGACCUCUUGGUGGAGCCCUGAGAUAUCAGAAUCCCUGCAUUCUAUGGCUUCAUGCAGAUCAGGAAGUUUUGAAUCCUCGUCUAAAUGCCAGAGUAGAUGAGAUGCUAAAACUUGGGUUGAUCCAGGAGCUACAGGACUUUCACAAGAGUUACAAUGAGAAGCUGAUAACUCAAUACAGGCAGGAUUACCAGCAUGGCAUCUUUCAGUCCAUUGGCUUCAAGGAAUUCCAUGAAUACUUAAUAAGUGAGAAUAGUGCUCCAAGUGCAAGGGAGGUCCUUCUUCAGAAAGGUAUUGAGAAUCUGAAGCAAAGAACCCAGAAAUAUGCAAAGAAACAGAAUAAUUGGGUGCAGAACAGAUUCCUUAAGCGACCAGGACCUAAUGUACCCCAUGUGUACCGCCUAGAUGUGACUGAUCUAUCUGCCUGGGACCAGUUUGUUCUGUCACCUGCUCUGCAGAUUGUGAACAGUUUUCUACAGGGAGAAAAUCCAGCAAUUGAGCCUCUACGUCUACACUAUGAUGAAACUGUGAAUAAGCGUAGUAGUAGUUUGUGUGAUCUGUGCAACAGAGUCAUAAUUGGUGAUCUGGAAUGGGCAGCUCACAUCAAGUCUAAAGCUCAUCUUAAUAAUGCAAAAAAGAAGAGGAAAUUAGAAGGUCAGUGUGAUCUUGGAAACACUCAAGUGAAAAAACGAUUGUGCACUCAAGAUCCAGAGAGUGUGAAAGAAAAUGAAGAGGAAAGCACUUGUAAUGCAGAAACAGCAUAGAAGUUGUCAGGUAACUCAUGGAUGACGUAAAGGAGAUUCAUAUGAUAAGUGAGUUUGGGACUCACUAGGUAAGGCUUUAAAGAGGAGAUGUUUGCAUUUAUGUCAACAAUAAGGAGGCUCUCCAGGAUGAAGAGAACACAAGCAAAUAUUGGUUGCAUACUCCUACAAAACUUUGGAAAUCUUGGACUGAGGAAGGAACCCUUCCAGUGGCAAAAAAAUAUGGUGGUUUGAAUAAAUACUGGGAGGGCCAUAGACUGUAGGGGACCAGGCAACGAUGUAACUGCAUAGAAGAGGGACUUGGAGGGGGAGAGAUGGACCAGUUUGGGCCCAGGAGGCACAUUUGUUCCCCUCCCCUGGUUCAUGUUUAGACUGGGAUAGUGGAACACAACUUAUCUUAGCACCCCACCCCCAGAGUACAUGAAGGGGAAAGGCAGAGUGAAAGAAUUUUUUUUUUUCGUGGUCCUGGAAAGGUGAUGUUAAAUUCCAUAACCUGAUUAACCUCACUGAUGCAUUCUGAAGAUUUUGUUGUGGGGGCAUGUCACUUCUAGUUUUGCCACUGAAUCCUUUUGUGCAUGAAACUUUUGUCUGCUUCAAUCACAGUCACCCAUAGGUAAAUAAAAUAUUGUACUCAAGAAUACACAUUGUAUUUUUCAGGAGACAGAAUUUAUUUUCAUAUGCUUUAUAUUUAUUGCAGAUUAUAAUAAAUGUGCUUUCAUUUAACUGUU
Messenger RNA from Xenopus laevis (African clawed frog), 2209 nucleotides. It is a transcript of the gene trit1.L, whose product is annotated as tRNA isopentenyltransferase 1 L homeolog. The transcript has 11 exons. Gene Ontology annotation, biological process: tRNA processing; tRNA modification. Lineage: Eukaryota; Metazoa; Chordata; Amphibia; Anura; Pipidae. Gene Ontology annotation, cellular component: cytoplasm; mitochondrion. Bases 75 to 1484 code for a protein of 469 amino acids. Gene Ontology annotation, molecular function: ATP binding; tRNA dimethylallyltransferase activity. The record is from RefSeq and is a predicted model, not a curated record.